Pipistrellus nathusii (Nathusius's pipistrelle) is the source of this 843-nucleotide messenger RNA. NCBI's taxonomy places the organism in Eukaryota, Metazoa, Chordata, Mammalia, Chiroptera, Vespertilionidae. The record is from the annotation of a GenBank genome assembly.
AUGUCGGGAAUGGAAGCCAAUGCGACAAUCCCAAUCUGGCAAAAUAAACCGCACGGGGCCGCUCGCAGUGUGGUGAGAAGAAUCGGGACCAAUCUGCCUCUGAAGCCGUGUCCCCGGGCGUCCUUUGAGACCCUGCCCAAUGUCUCUGAUCUGUGUCUGAGAGAUGUGCCCCCAGUCCCUACUUUGGCUGACAUCGCCUGGAUUGCUGCAGAUGAAGAGGAGACAUACGCCCGGGUCAGGAGCGAUACACGCCCGCUGAGGCACACGUGGAAGCCCAGCCCUCUGAUUGUCAUGCAGCGCAAUGCCUCAGUGCCCAAUCUGCGUGGGUCCGAGGAGAGGCUCCUGGCCUUGAAGAAGCCAGCCCUGCCAGCCCUGAGCCGCACCACAGAGCUGCAGGAUGAGCUGAGCCACCUGCGCAGCCAGAUUGCUAAGAUAGUGGCAGCUGAUACAGGAAGUUCAAAUGUCUCUUCUCCCUUACCUUGUUUUGGAUCCUCAUUCCACUCUACAACUUCCUUUGUCAUUAGUGACAUCACUGAGGAGACUGAGGUAGAGGUCCCCGAGCUUCCAUCAGUCCCCCUGCUUUGUUCUGCCAGCCCUGAAUGUUGCAAACCGGAACACAAAGCUACCUGCAGCUCAUCUGAAGAGGAUGACUGUGUCUCUCUGUCCAAGGCCAGCAGCUUUGCAGAUAUGAUGGGGAUCCUGAAGGACUUUCACCGGAUGAAACAGAGUCAAGAUCUGAACCGGAGUUUACUGAAGGAAGAGGACCCUGCCAUCCUUAUCUCUGAGGUUCUAAGAAGGAAGUUUGCUCUGAAGGAAGAAGAUUUCACUAGAAAAGGAAACUGA